AUGUCUACUACGACGACCACAACCCGUGCUCCAAGCACGGGCAUAGACCUCAACAACCUCCCCCCAUCUCAUGACCCAGAAUCCAGCUCCUUCGCCUCCUCAGAGACCAACGACCCCUACAACCUUGGCACACACAUCAAAUCCGACGCUGACAUAGUCCAAAUCACCUCAGCAUACAACACGAACAAGCCGCGAAGCACCAAAACCAGCACCCGAAGACGCCUAAUCCACCACAGCUUCACCCGUGGCGGCGCCAAAGAUGCAAAGCUCCAAGACUUUUACCGCGCGCAAAACGAAAAGAUCCGCUCCUAUCUCAAGAGUGUAGACGACCACGAGCGUGAGGCGAAAGAGACGCAGGGCGACAAUAAUCUGAAGUACCAAAUUGCGGUAAAGGGUAGCUUGGCGGCCAAUGUCGUUCUCUCGGCGCUGCAGCUUUACGCUGCGAUUACCUCUGGCUCGCUUUCGCUCUUCACCACCAUGGCUGACUCGGUCUUUGAUCCGUUGUCGGGCGUCCUGUUGCUGCUUUCUCACCGCGCGGUGAAGAAGGUUGAUACGCAGAAGUACCCCUCUGGUAAAUCACGCAUCUCGACGGCGGGAAACAUUGUCUUUUCAUUCAUCAUGUUUUCCGUCUCGUUGGUCUUGAUCGUCAUGUCGGCUAGGGACUUAGCUGCUGGGUCUGAGGAGGAGACUAACGAGUUUCACUUCACAUCUGUCAUUGCCGUCGCGAUUGCGUUCGGGACGAAGUUCUGUUUGUGGCUUUACUGCUGGUCUAUCAAGGAUAUCUACUCUCAGGUUGAGAUCCUCUGGCGUGACCACCGCAACGAUCUCUUCAUCAACGGGUUUGGUAUCUUUACCUUUUCAGCUGGGAGUAAGAUCAAGUGGUGGAUCGAUCCCAUGGGCGCCAUUCUCUUGUCGUUUCUGAUUGCGGGGUUGUGGUUGAGGACUGCUUAUGAGGAGUUCCAGUUGUUGAUCGGGGUAUCUGCCGAGCCUGAGUUCUUGCAGCUCAUCACUUACAUCGCGAUGACUCAUUCGCCCGAAGUCAAGCAAAUUGACACUGUUCGCGCAUACCACAGCGGACCUCGUUACAUCGUUGAGAUUGAUAUCGUCAUGGACCGCCAUGAAAAACUUGAGAUUGCCCACGAUGUCGCCGAGGCUCUUCAGAUCAAGAUCGAGAAGUUACCAGGAGUCGAGAGAGCCUUUGUUCAUGUUGACUAUGAGACAAGUCAUAAGCCUGAACAUGACCUGAAAAAGGAUCUCUGA
Messenger RNA from Colletotrichum godetiae, 1260 nucleotides. RefSeq names its product cation diffusion facilitator 1. The record is from RefSeq and is a predicted model, not a curated record. Gene Ontology annotation, biological process: monoatomic cation transport; transmembrane transport. NCBI's taxonomy places the organism in Eukaryota, Fungi, Ascomycota, Sordariomycetes, Glomerellales, Glomerellaceae. Bases 1 to 1260 code for a protein of 419 amino acids. Gene Ontology annotation, cellular component: membrane. The transcript is spliced from 3 exons. Gene Ontology annotation, molecular function: monoatomic cation transmembrane transporter activity.